Messenger RNA from Syngnathoides biaculeatus (alligator pipefish), 3099 nucleotides. It is a transcript of the gene pnocb, whose product is annotated as prepronociceptin b. The transcript has 5 exons. Gene Ontology annotation, cellular component: dendrite; plasma membrane; axon terminus. The record is from RefSeq and is a predicted model, not a curated record. Gene Ontology annotation, molecular function: opioid receptor binding. The coding region runs from base 396 to 1271 and encodes 291 amino acids. Gene Ontology annotation, biological process: neuropeptide signaling pathway; chemical synaptic transmission; sensory perception. Lineage: Eukaryota; Metazoa; Chordata; Actinopteri; Syngnathiformes; Syngnathidae.
GCUGGAGGUCGUGUGGGACUUGCUCGUCGGGCGCUAUCAAAACAACGAAAGCUCAAACUACGCAGAAACGAGUGCGAGAGAUCAGUGUGUGCGUCGAUGUGCGAGUGAGCCGUGACUGCGCAGGUGUGUCCAGCGGGAGGGUGACAAGGAAAAAAGUGCAAUGGCGACCGGAGAAAAGUGUCUUUAUUGUUCCUGCCACCCAGUUAAACUCGAGGAGGAGAACCUCAGCCCCUGGAGAAAACGUCUCCCCUGAGUCUCCCGACCACGGUCAGUAGGAAAGGCAAAAGCCCCUGCAGAAAUGCUUCCUGGUCACACACCAAUAGGUCUAAUUGUGGAACUGGGCAGUUAAUCACCCCAAAUGGACAAGAUUGAGAGCACACAAGGACCUCAACACAAUGUCUAUAGGCUGCCCUUAUCCAGCUGUUGUUGACCCUUCUGCUUGGCUUCUCUGCCUGUCGGGCUACUGUUUGCUCCUGCCUAUCUGGGUGUGCAGAGCCAUGAAGAUCCCACUGUGGUGCCUGCUGGUUCUGCUUCCAUGUUUCUUCACCCCUGGUCGCAGCGAUUGCCAGGGAGACUGUGUGGCCUGUGGUCUGCUCCUGCAGGAGCAGCAACUGCAUGAAGAAUUCAACACCAUGGCAUGCUUUUUGGAGUGCAAGGGUCAGGUCUCCUCCUCGCUCACCUGGGAGUUGUGUGAACGCGCCCUAAAGCUUGCAGUUUACCCUCCAUUAUCCGAGGAAGGCGCCCUGCUCAAAAGCAUGGUGGGAGAGCUGCAAAUGACCUCUCUGGAUCUGGCCUCUGACAGUGAACUGCAAUCUGCAGCGGCGCAACCUUUCCAAGAUGAGAAUGAGGACCUGGAUGAGGCCCAUUUUGAGCCACGACAUGUCCAGUAUGACUCAUCACUGCUAGAAUCCUCAGAGGCGGGGGAGGACAUGCAGAGUCUGGCUCUCCAUCUGGAUGACAGCGAAGGCGCGCAGAGUGAAAGUGGUAAAGUCAGCGAGCAGGAUGAAAGCUCAAAGUCCAUCAGCUUAUCCAAACGCUUUGGCGGCUUUCAGCGGGGCCGCCACGGUUACAGGAAGUUGAUCGGUUCCCCCGCGAGACACCUACAGAAGCGCUACGGAGGCUUCAUAGGCGUCCGCAAAUCUGCCCGAAAAUGGAACAGUCAGAAACGGGUCAACCAGCUGCUCAGGCAGUACCUUGGCAUGAGGAGCAGCCGCAGCGGCCGUUUCAACAUCUACCCGGUAACAAGAGUUUGGAGGCAAAACAAACUGUAAACAUGUUACCCAAAAUCUCCGCAUACCUCAGUCAUCUUUUCAACAGUCUGAACUGUGACUUUCUCCAUUGUCAUCAGCUCUUUGUGUCCAAUGAGUUAAACAAGGAAUGCUUUGACCAUGAUCAAUAUUUAACAUGCCGUCCUGUGAAAUAAAAGAAUUAGAUAAGUGCAAUUGAAUAUAUUCUUGUGUGUUGGUGUAAUGAGAUAGACAGGGCCAAAUGAGAUUGGAAAAACAAGGUGUGACUUUUGAAUGCACUUCCAAGAAUGGUACUUAAAAGUCAUUUGCACUUUAGUUUGGGAGCCCAGACAGCCAAGCCAGCUUUCAUUAGCUGCGUUGAAUAAAUUGAAAUGUCUAGACUUGGGCGUUCAAUAUUCUAGUUUUUCUUUUGAAUUGGGCCGAAUGCUAUCCCCAAACUCACAAGAGUGGAGUUUGUGGAGCUGUGAUUGUGCUGAAGCCUAGUGCUGCUUCCCCCGACACAUUUUGCAACAUACUGAAAAUGUGUAGUGACUUUUCUCCUUCGAAAGCAAGAGAUUCAAUCACCGCGCUCUGCUUCUUACAGGCAUCCAACAAUGACAUUAUUUCCAAAAUGUCAGACAGGAUGAAAGAAAACCUAAAAAAAAAAUUCAUAACCUUCAAACAAGCAUUUAAACUACAACGUGAAUGUUUCUACAUUACUGGGGGUGAGUUUAUUAUAUGAAGGUUCAAUUAAAUUGGGCCCAUUACUUGUUUGGAUCUAAACUCUUUUCAUGGUGAACCUUCAUGGUCCACAUAAGACGACACGGACAGUGGGCUCUUAGGGGCCUUAAGUUUGACACACCUGUGCUGUAAUUGGACUUCCAGAGAUUAUUAAUUGACACCGGACUGUUGAUUUUUCUCCUGCCAUUUAUGCUUCACGAAUUAAAGGCCAGAAAUCGAUUUCAAGAUUUUUCUACCUGACACAUCACCAAAUUGCAUCUCUUUUCUAAAAAAAAGAAACAAUGCUUUACGUACCUUGGAGCCUUUUAAGGUGAAAUAAUACUGCCCUCUAGCGUCUCAGAAGGAUGCAUGCUGCCAAUAACGUGGUUAAUGUGGAUUUAACCCCCCACCCCCACCCCACUGCAGUCACGAUGAAAUUAGAAAGCACAACAAACCAUUUGCUCUGAACUCUCUCUGUGUAAUGAGACCGAAAUUACAUAGUUAGCUCCUGGAACUUUCUCCCCUCUGAAAAUUAUUAGGGAGUUUUGACAAAAUGGCAGUUUAAAAAGAAAAGUCAAUGGUUAGUUCGUAGAUUUUCCCUUAUUACUAGUAAUUGAAAAUUUCUAACACUGUGAUGCUGCAGAAAUGAAGUCACAUGUCCAACAUACAGUAUUGUAAUACGGAAAACCCAAGAAAGGAAAGACUAAUUUGUACUGAGGUCAAUGGAGCUGGAAAUGGCCUGGGCCUGUCAUUGUGUGUGUGGCACACCGUGGAAAGGCAAAGGAGUUUUAAAUGACACCAUCUUAAUGUGUCUUUUAAGAGCAGAGGGGAGGAAUUAACGGUGCAUGUCAGUCAUGGUCAUUAUUGUCCAAAAAAAAAAAGUGGGGGAAAAAAAGUUCAUUUUCCUUUACUCGCAGCCACAGUCAUUGUUUUACAUCUUAAUAGUGUAUUCUGAGAUGUAAUGAUGUUGGUACAGUGUGUGUGAGUAUGUGUGUUUAUGUGUGUGUGUGUGUAGAGCGUGCCUGAGAAACGGUGCACAUGCAUGUGUGUGUGUUUCUCACAUCACAUCAUGACAUUUGUGAAUGCAAUGUCAAUUUCAACAAUUUUAACAUUAAAAAUCAUUGUUGGAAGUCUUGCUAAAAUUGUGUAUAGA